AUGAAAGUGGCAGCGGCGGCCUUGCUGAGGACGGCGAUGGCAAUUCAGCCGACAACCGAUGGCCGCGAGACGAGACCUUGGCUCUGGUUGAGAGACGACUGGGGAUGCUCAUAUAUGCCAUCAACUUUUGCAUAUCUUGGCAGGAUCUAUUGUCUUGAUUUGCAAGCUUUCUCUAAGCGGAAGAGGAAGAUUAGCAGGAGACGAUGGUAUGGUCACAUUCAUUGUGUCAAGAGAGAUCUCAGGGGUGGGGGAGUGAUCGGAGAUGGCCGAUGUUGGCCAAAAUUUCCCUCACGAAGUAGUUCUGAGAAAGGUCACGGUACUGAAGCUUCGAGC
Messenger RNA from Striga asiatica, 333 nucleotides. The record is from the annotation of a GenBank genome assembly. Lineage: Eukaryota; Viridiplantae; Streptophyta; Magnoliopsida; Lamiales; Orobanchaceae.